CAGCUCCUCCCUCUUACAAGGUCAUGCGACCGUAAACCAACUUCCUCGUCGCCCUCAAGAUUCUGAUUUACGCCCCGGACGGAAGGCGAUAAGCCCAGGCGACGACAAAGAUGUCGGUUGUCACAAAGAACCCUUUUGCCUACCUCGGCAACGACAGCGAUGGCGAGGAGAAGCCCGUCGUCCCUGUCAAGACUGUCGACAAGAACACCACUCGCACUACUAAGCGCAAUGUCGAGCCCCAGGCUCCCGUGAGAGCCGGUGGUGCUGGAGGCAACCGCCGAGGUCCUGGCGGCAACGAGGGUGCCUUCCGAGAUCGUGGUGCUGGCAGCGAUAGAAACCACGGCCGAUCCACUGAGGAGACCCCCCGAUCUGGCCCCCGAGGCGGUGCUGGUGCCCGCGUCCGUGGUGGCCGUGGCGCUAGACACGCCCGCGACCGCGAUGACCGACACCCUUCCCGAUCUGGUGCCCAUGGUGGCUCCGACAAGCAGGCUGCCCAGUCUUGGGGUGCCACUGAGGGUACUGCUGAGCUUAAGGACGAGCAGGCCGGUGAUGCCAUUGCCCAGACCGAGCAGAAGGAUGCUCUCGCCGAGGAUGCCGCCGCCGAGGAGGCCGCUGCUGCUGAGGAGGCCGAGAAGCAGGUCUCUUACCAAGACUACAUUGCCCAACAGGCCGAGAAGAAGGCCGCUCUCGACGCUGGCCUCAACGUCCGCACUGCCAACGAGGGCAGCAAGCUCGACAAGAAGUGGGCCAACGCCAAGCCCCUCGAGAACGAGGAGGAGGAGUACUUUGCCGGCACCGGCGGCAAGGCCCAGCGCCAGCGAGAGCGCAAGGUCAAGCAGACCAUCGACUUCGACCCCCGCUUCGUCGAGCCUGAGCGCACCCGAGGUGGCCGCGGCGGCCGUGGCGGCCGUGGAGGCCGUGGUGGUGAGCGUGGUGGCUCUGACCGUGGCCGUGGAGGCAACUUCCGCGGUGGUCGCGGUGGCCGUGAGGGUAACGCUCCCAUCAACACCAGCGACCAGUCGGCUUUCCCCAGCCUCGGCGGCAACUAGAUUGUCCAGCACUCGCAUAAGAGAGCCAACUCUGCUCUCAUAAACCCCCUUGGCAUGUCAAAUACGCACAUUGGGUCAACGUCAUGUCCACCCCUCCUUGUGUCUCACCGUGGACAAACCGAGAGGGUGAUGAUAUCCGUUGUUUGAAAGGUUGAAAAAAGUUGACCAUUGGUUCAGUGGCCGGAUGUCGUGCCUCGCUGGCUUGUCCCGCUGGGGCCCGAUACCUUGCCACCAGCUCGGCUGGCAUCCAGAAGUUUUCUCCCUCUAGGUCUUCUCAAAGGUUUUCCGUACAAAAUUCAGUUGAAAUGCGCUUCACGGUAGUGUGGUUCCGGGGAGUCUUUGAGUGAAAUAAAGUGAAAUCAGAUA
Molecule: messenger RNA, 1415 nt
Organism: Fusarium vanettenii 77-13-4
Lineage: Eukaryota; Fungi; Ascomycota; Sordariomycetes; Hypocreales; Nectriaceae
Exons: 6
Coding region: 111-1049 (312 amino acids)
Cellular component (GO): cytoplasm; nucleus
Molecular function (GO): RNA binding
Source: RefSeq, a predicted model, not a curated record